AUGGCUGUCGAGACGGCUGCCGAGCCAACGUCUAUCGAGGAUGUCUCGAUGGACGAUGCUCGCGCGCCGGAUGCACCCGCGGAGCAGUCUGCUGACACUUCCAUGGACCGCCCCCGCAGAGCAUCUACGGACGCACAGCCAAUCCAGAAGAUGAGCUCCGACUCUGUAGAGGAAGUCUCUGCGGAGUUGCAACCCACGGAGGAAGAGGACUGGGAAGAGCCAGCAUGCCUCAAGCUACGGAAGGGGAGAGUGCCGACGCCGAUGCGCCCGCAGCGGAGUCCACAGUCCACCUGCGGAGCCCGAGAGUCAAACACAAGAACCGCGCAGCUCGAAGCUAUGGUCGAGAGCCUUGUACCGAGCGAUGAACCAAUGCAGGUCGAUCAAUCUAUGGCUGUAGAGGAUCAACCCUCCGAAGUUCCCGCGCCAGUAGAAGAAGAGAAAGCAGAGGACGACGAACCCGAUGAACCUGUGCGAAUCAUCAUCAUCGAGACGCUGGACACGCCUGCACUUCGGCGGGAGAAGAACUUGCAAAAACGACUGGAGAAGGAGCGCAAGAGAGCAGAAGCUGCUGCUGCUGCUGAGGCGGAAAGGGCUGCACAGGCAAGGGCUACAUCAGCGGUGGCGGGGCCCUCGCACCAUGUCGACGAAGAUUCCAAGUCGGAUAUGUCGGAUCUCAGCGACCUCACUGAUGCGGAGGGCGCUGGUGCGGGUGAAGUCGAAGAGAAAGAACCGGGAGUUGUCGUGCUUACCGAAGGAGAAUCCUUGGAAGGGGGGACACUGGUAUGGGCGAAAGCAAAAACCUUCCCAUGGUGGCCAGCCGUCGUUUUCGAGUCUGACGAUCCUGCUAUACCAAAACGUAUCAAGGGGUUGUGGAGCGGGAAGCAAGCGGCUGAUGGGCCGCUUCACAUUGUGCAGUUUUUCGACCGCCACAAUUCAUGGCAGUGCCUCCAGCUAGACAAAUUGAGAUUGCUAGGCGAAAACCAAGAAUUGGACCAAGAUAUGCUCGCCACCGUCUCAAAAAUGCAGAAAUGGAAGACUCCCAAGCUUCUGCAGCAGUGUCGUGAGGCGUUCAGACGUGCUAUGGCGGAGAGAGAAACUGACAAGGAAGGAACUCCACAAGCAGAAACGCCGGCCGCAGGGUCUGGCAUGGAUGUGGACCUUUAA
This is a messenger RNA of Fomitopsis serialis, 1164 nucleotides long. RefSeq lists its product as uncharacterized. Bases 1 to 1164 code for a protein of 387 amino acids. NCBI's taxonomy places the organism in Eukaryota, Fungi, Basidiomycota, Agaricomycetes, Polyporales, Fomitopsidaceae. The transcript is spliced from 8 exons. The record is from RefSeq and is a predicted model, not a curated record.